Messenger RNA from Benincasa hispida (wax gourd), 1651 nucleotides. RefSeq names its product 3-ketoacyl-CoA synthase 12-like. Lineage: Eukaryota; Viridiplantae; Streptophyta; Magnoliopsida; Cucurbitales; Cucurbitaceae. Gene Ontology annotation, molecular function: acyltransferase activity, transferring groups other than amino-acyl groups. Gene Ontology annotation, biological process: fatty acid biosynthetic process. The record is from RefSeq and is a predicted model, not a curated record. Gene Ontology annotation, cellular component: membrane.
UCUCUUUUCUUCCCAACACAUUGCUCCAUUUCACUUCCCGAAAUCUCUCUUCUUUUUCUUUUUCUUCUCUUCCUCUCUCUCAUGGAGCCAUUGGUAUUACUCUAUGCAAUUCCCUUACUCUAUUUAGCAAUAAAAUUAUGGAAGCGUUUUGAUACAAAAAGAGACCAACAAUGCUACAUUUUGGACUACCAAUGUUUCAAACCCAGCGACGAUAGAAUGCUUGGCACUCAGCUCUGUCGGGACCUCAUGAGACGCUCCACGAAUCUUGGCCUCGAAGAGUUCAAAUUCCUUCUCAAAGCCGUCGUUAACUCCGGCAUCGGCGAGCAAACCUAUGGCCCUCGUGUCAUCUUCUCCGGUAAAGAACAACGUCCUUCUCUUCUUGAUAUCAUCGCCGAAGUUGACGAGUUUUUCCUUGACUCUCUUCAUAAACUCUUCCAAAGAUCCGGUGUUUCCCCUUCUCAGAUCGAUCUCCUCGUCGUCAACAUCUCCAUGCUCUCCACUUCCCCUUCUCUCGCCUCCAGAAUUGUCAACAGGUACAAAAUGAGAGAAGACAUAAAAGUGUUCAAUCUAAGUGGAAUGGGAUGCAGUGCUAGUCUAAUUUCUGUGGAUGUUGUGAGGAGAAUGUUCAAGUCAUACAAGAACUCAUACGCCAUUGUUGUUACCUCUGAGUCUCUCACUCCGAACUGGUACUCCGGUAACGACCGAUCCAUGAUUUUGGCGAACUGUCUUUUCCGAUCUGGUGGCGCCGCUAUACUCUUGACCAACAAAAGGAGUUUGAAAAACAAAGCCAUGUUGAAGCUCAAGUGCUUGGUCCGAACCCACCAUGGAGCUCAAGAUGAGUCCUAUGAUUGUUGCUAUCAGAAAGAGGAUGACCAAGGCAACCUAGGUUUCCAUCUGGGGAAGAACCUCCCAAGGGCAGCAACAAGAGCAUUCACGGACAACCUAAGAGAGAUCUCCCCCAAGAUCCUCCCAAUAACAGAGAUAUUCCGGCUAACAAUCCUAACAAUAUUACACAAAAUCUCCUUAGCCAGCUCCUCGAAGCCACAGUGGCCGAAGCCAACGGCGAACUUCCUAACAGCGACAGAGCAUUUUUGCCUACACACAGGAGGAAAAGCAGUGAUAGAUGGGGUUGGAAAGAGCCUAAGCUUAACCGAGCACGAUCUCGAACCAGCAAGAAUGACCCUUCAUCGAUUCGGAAACACGUCGGCGAGUAGCCUAUGGUAUGUUUUAGGGUACAUGGAAGCAAAAAAGAGGCUGAAGAAAGGAGAUAGAGUAUUGAUGAUAAGCUUUGGAGCAGGGUUUAAAUGCAAUAGUUGCUUGUGGGAAGUGGUGACAGAGUUGGGUGGUAGAAAGGGUAAUGUAUGGGAAGAUUGCAUUAAUAGCUAUCCACCUGUGUCUUUGGCUAACCCUUUCAUGGAAACCUUUGGAUGGAUUCAGAAUGAAGAUGCAACUACUUUCAAGUCACUUUGAUUCUCAACAAAUAGGAAAAAGAAAAGGGAAAAAAAAAAAAAAAAAAGAAGAGGUUGAUUUAAUUUUUUUUUUUUUUUUAAAGGAAAAGAUGUUAUUAUUUGUUGAGAGAUUUUUUUAUCUUUAUAUUGAUGUUGGAGUUUAGUUGAUCAUGUUAAUAUAGGUUUUUAUUGGAUUCUAGAAA